This is a messenger RNA of Phaedon cochleariae (mustard beetle), 691 nucleotides long. NCBI's taxonomy places the organism in Eukaryota, Metazoa, Arthropoda, Insecta, Coleoptera, Chrysomelidae. The record is from the annotation of a GenBank genome assembly.
AUGAUCUAUAAGGCACAGAUCCGACCUGUCCUGGAAUACUGUUCCCAUAUUUGUAGUGCAGCACCCAAACAUUCUCUGAAACUAUUGGAUUCUGUCCAAAAAAGGGCAAUUCGUCUCGUGGGUGAUGCCUCGCUCACAAACUACUCACUCACUUCUCUGGAACACCGUAGAAAAGUUGGCGAUCUGGUUCUAUUUUAUAGAUAUUUUCAUGGACGAUGCUCUUCUGAAAUAUCAACAAUUGUUCCUCCCUUGGCAGUCCCCGCGAGAUUAACCCGUCGAGUUGAGGCUUCGCACACCUUCGUGGUCACUUUGGAGACCUGCAGAAAAUCUCUUUCCAAAGACUCGUUCAUCCAACGAACAGCGAGGCCCUGGAACACAUUGCCAAAAGAGAAGAACACCAAUUCCUACCUUAUUCCCCUUGGUUCUCACGAUGUUCUCUGAACAUUAAAGGAUAUCCCUUUUCGUAUGAACCAGAACAUAUAAAAAAAACUCACAAGUUUAUUAUAUAAUUGUUUUUAUUUAUAACCCCCUGUAUAAGCUUUCAUGGUGUCAAAAUCCAGUAUGGAUGGAGGCUGAGAAAGCCCACGAAAUUUAAAAAUGAUUCUGAUUGGGGUCAUUGAGUAAUCUCAAUGGAAGUCUUGAAAACACCUAUACGCAUUAAAGUUUGACGUCAAAUCGAAUUUUAAUUGUU